AUGGCUUCGAGCCCUUCCCCCCAUGAAAGCCUGCCGACCUGGCUAGGACCUAUCGCGGCACACCUCAAAACCUCCAACAUACAUCAGGAUGUUGUCGACUCUGUUGAGGAUAUCUUCGGGAUUCUUCAAGAACGCGAGCGCGUUCGCACGCAGCUUCAUAUCCAGUCGAGGAUUCAACGACUCGCACCUUCAGGGACUGGACCUGAAGUCGAUCCGGUCGGACACUACUCCACUGCAUCGGCCAGCCAGCCGCAGAACAUCAGAAAGAACCGUUAUCGCAACAUAUUGCCGUACGAUCGGACGCGAGUGAUAGCAGGGAGCACGCAGAGUGGCGGUGGGCGGGGAGAUGGAAGAUAUAUCAAUGGAAACUGGGUCAAGGAGCGGUAUGGAGGCGGGGUAUGGAUUGCGACUCAAGCUCCGAUAGAAGGAACCUUUCAUUCCUUCUUCAGCAUCCUGUAUCACACCAUCUCGCAAUCAACACUUCCGCCCGGUCUCUCCUCAUAUGUGCCUGCGAAUGGCAGAGUCCAUACCGUUGUUCAACUUACGACGUUUUCUCAAGGCCAGGCUGAAUCAUACUUUCCUCAGAGACCUGGGACAUCGCUAGAGGUGUGGCCAGAGCACGGGUGUCCGGACCCACCGUUCCGCAUUACAACCAAGAAAGCCGAGGAAGAAUCUCUGCGGGAGUCGCGAUGGCAAGAGAGUACUGUGACUAUUCAACCUCAAUCCACCUCGUCCGCAUCUCAACCCGUGGAUUUCACGCAUUUGCUCUAUGAAAAGUGGCCAGAUCAUGGCGUACCGGACUCGAAGGACGAAGACAGUCUACUUGCGUUCUUACGGCACGCCUACGCAGUCAAUCACAGCCUCUCUCAGAAAGCUAAUCCUGGAGCAGCUGAUGCACCAAUCAUCGUUCACUGUUCCGCAGGUGUAGGCCGUACCGGCACGUUCAUCGCCAUCUCUUCUCUGCUGCGUGCGUAUGGUCUACUUGAUAGCCGGUCAGCUGCACAACCGCAAGCUGCAGUUCCCCAGUCUAACCCGAACCCUCAGAUUCCGAAGAUCCCCAUAGAUGAUCUCGUCGCUCAGGAGGUGGAUUCUCUCCGAGAGCAAAGACUCGCGAUGGUGCAACGGGAAACUCAGCUUCAGAUGAUCUACCAGUGUCUCAUCAAGGCGUUCCGUCAGAGAGUCUCAUGAUGCAUGUAUGUGUGAAUCAGUCUUGU
Messenger RNA from Coniophora puteana RWD-64-598 SS2, 1214 nucleotides. Its product is annotated as phosphatases II. The transcript is spliced from 2 exons. Gene Ontology annotation, biological process: protein dephosphorylation. The coding region runs from base 1 to 1188 and encodes 395 amino acids. Gene Ontology annotation, molecular function: protein tyrosine phosphatase activity. The record is from RefSeq and is a predicted model, not a curated record. NCBI's taxonomy places the organism in Eukaryota, Fungi, Basidiomycota, Agaricomycetes, Boletales, Coniophoraceae.